GUGAAUGGGUUCAUGACUGGGAAAGGGCUGGUCAUCUACCCAGAGAUUGGGGACAAACUGGACAUUAUCUGUCCCAAAGCGGAGCCAUCCAGGCCUUACGAAUACUACAAGCUCUACUUGGUGAAGCGAGAGCAGGCAGAGUCCUGCAGCACUGUCAUGGAUCCCAAUGUGCUGGUAACCUGCAACCGGCCUGAUCAUGAGAUCCGUUUCACAAUCAAGUUCCAGGAGUUCAGCCCUAAUUACAUGGGCCUUGAGUUCAAGAGGCAGCAGGACUACUUCAUCACGUCCACUUCCAAUGGGACUCUGGAUGGCCUGGAGAACAGAGAAGGCGGGGUCUGCCAGACACGGUCCAUGAAGAUUGUCAUGAAAGUAGGGCAGGAUCCGAAUGCUGUGAUCCCAGAGCAGCUGACAACCAGUCGGCCCAGCAAGGAAUCGGACAACACGAUGAAAGUUGUCACACAGAGUCCACGCAACAAGGUCCCUGUGAUAGAAGAACCUGGGAAGCCAGGUUCUGUUAACCAGGAUGGCAAGGAAACUCAAGGUCCCAGUGAUGGAUUCUUCAGCUCCAAGGUAGCAGUAUUUGCUGCCAUCGGUGCUGGCUGUGUUAUCUUCAUCCUCAUCAUCAUCUUCCUCGUUGUCCUCCUGAUCAAGAUUCGCAAGCGGCACCGGAAGCACACCCAGCAGCGGGCAGCGGCUUUGUCACUCAGUACCUUGGCCAGCCCAAAGUGCAGCGGUAACGCAGGCUCAGAACCCAGCGAUAUCAUCAUCCCCUUACGGACUACAGAAAACAACUACUGCCCUCACUACGAGAAGGUGAGCGGGGACUAUGGGCACCCCGUCUACAUCGUCCAGGAGAUGCCCCCCCAGAGCCCAGCCAACAUCUACUACAAGGUCUGAGGAGCAGCCUCAGCUACCCACCAAUGCAAGAGCACUAGAGAGCUGAGGGCCCUGGGGGCAGCUGCUGGCGCUCCCCACCAGUGUGCUCGCUCCAUGAGGGAAGAAGUGAAUCAAAUCCCAUGGCAAGACAAGGGGAGCGCAAGGGUCUCACACCAGAUAGUGGAUCACUCACUCGCACGCUCUCUCUGUUCUCCCUUUGUAUUUAGUUUUGUAGUUCUCAGCUUUUGUAAUCCCAAGACUUGAGGGUGAGCCUUUAGCAUCCUCCUCUGCUGCUUCAGACUGCAUCCUGGCUCUGUUAUCCAUCCGGCCGUGAUGCGGCCCUAGCGCGUGCAGCACCCAGCGUGCGUGGGCUUCGUGCCUUUCCUCACUCUCGGACACCACUGGUGACACCAGAAGACUCCACUCCUGCUUUGUUUUUUGGGAUUUUCCCUUUCAGCUUCCUCAUCUAUAUUUUAUUACAUUGAAUAUUCUUGUGUUUGGGGGCUGUGCCCUGGGUGGCUUAGGUCCAGAAUGGUCCUGGGAAGUCGGAUGAACUUGGGGGCCACAGAAAAGAGCCUCCUACUCGGUGUGGAAAGGAGCAGCUUGGGGAGGCAGCCUUUGCCGAGGCACAGCGAGGAUGCAGAGACCGUGCAGGGAGGAAGCUGACAAACCCGACUUACUUAUUAUUAUUAUUAUUUUAAUUUUUGUAAUGUUUUUAUUUUUGUGAAUUUUUGGUGGGACUCUGAGCCGCCACCCUCAGCCAUCUGGCACACUCCCCUCCCCUCUGUGCCCCACCUGCCGUGGUGGGGCCUCCUGGCCACAGAACACGGACUCAUGCCUUCUGCUGUCGUUGCCAUCCUAAACUUUUUGUGUUCACAGUUCGUAGCCGUUGACUCUUGUUUUAGUCUCUUUAAAAAAAAAAAGAAAAGAAAAAAAAAUGUAUGAUGUCUUGAACGGUCAGUAUGUGUGAGAGGGCUCUGCCUCCCCCACACAGAGCCAGCAGCCUCCUGUCCUUCCACCACGUGGUGACUCUUCUGAGCCCUCUCCCCCCUAGAAAAGGUGCGUCUUCUCCCCUGUGUGCAUCCCGCCUGAUCUCAUUCCCUAGGAUGGAGAGUGGCCGGGCUGGUUUCUUCAAAAGCAAGGGGAAGGUAGAUUCACAGAUGCUAGGGUUGGAAAGGACCUCAACAGAUCAUUGAGUCCAACCCCCUGCCUAGGC
Alligator sinensis (Chinese alligator) is the source of this 2092-nucleotide messenger RNA. RefSeq names its product ephrin B1 (gene EFNB1). NCBI's taxonomy places the organism in Eukaryota, Metazoa, Chordata, Crocodylia, Alligatoridae. Gene Ontology annotation, molecular function: ephrin receptor binding. Gene Ontology annotation, biological process: axon guidance; ephrin receptor signaling pathway. The transcript has 5 exons. Gene Ontology annotation, cellular component: plasma membrane. Bases 13 to 897 code for a protein of 294 amino acids. The record is from RefSeq and is a predicted model, not a curated record.